UCUGGAAUUCCAGAGCAGUGCAGCCUCAGCCCUUCCGCUGCUUUGACAGCUCGGCUGAGGCUGGGCUGUGCACAGCGUUCCUGCCUGGCAAAUGGCCUGGGCGCAGCUGGUAGAGGCACUGAUGCUCCAGCUUCUGGGGGUGAUGGGGAUCCCUGUCUUUGCAGGGUACCUGCUGUGGUGAGGGUGAGGAAAGCUGCUAGCAGUAGCUUGUAUGUCGAGAGAAGCCACAAGGAAUCUCUGCCGUAUGGGUGGGAAGAGAGUCCCACAGAAUGCUCAUUCCUGCUUGCAGGCUGCCAGCAUCCCACCGCGAAGUUAACUUUGCAACAUCCACAGCAGCUUGUACCCUUUGAGAGCUGAGGCAGUAAGCAGACUAGAGGAAGAUAACAGGAAUGCUGAAAGGGGAACUGCUGCUCUAAAGGGAAGUUUUUAGUGGAGAUCAGCCUCAAAAUGGAAGCUGUUCAAUACAUGAAAUAAUGCUCUGUGCACUAAAAGCAUCCUGGUGAGAGAGCACAGAGCCUUCUGGAAUCUGAGCGCUCAGGAGUGCCGGAGCAGAGCGUCUUCACCGUCAGCAGACAGGGAUCUGUGGAGAGGUAUCUGAAUUCCCUCAUGAGAAGUGUCCUCCCUGCCUCUCAUGUGCAGCCCUUCCUGUUCAUGGGUGGUACCAGCUUCACUGAUGCCCUGAAGAGUACUCCUCACCAUGGAUAGUCCGCCCAAACUGACUGGUGAGACGCUGAUUGUCCAUCACAUUCCCCUGGUGCAUUGCCAGGUCCCCGAUAGACAGUGCUGCUCCGUGAGCAAAAGGACCAACCCCUUCUGCCAGCCAGAACUCAGCAUUACACGGACCUCUGCCCUUCCAGACAGAGACCUGUCACAGACUGACUCCUUGGUUUACAGCAGCUUUCUCCAGACCUCUGAAACCUCAGCAGAGGCCUCAGACAACAAGGAAAGAAAAGCAAGGGAUCUGAUUGUCCCUAGUGUCAGUAAGCGACACAACCCUUUCCUGCUGAGUGAGGGUGAAGACCCCAGUAUUUUUGGGGAUGACUUGGGUCAAAAGUCUUUCCACCUUCACAACUCACUCAUCGAUGGCAAACCUCCCUUCAAUCUGCAGGAUCUGGCCUUGCCCCCUUUUCAUCUCCACGACUCUAACCACAUUGUGAAAUCCUGGAACAUGGCCAGCCGGUCUGGUGUGGUGGACGGGCAAGAGGACAAACUCAGCAGUGAUGACAUCCAGAAGAGGAACAAUGCCAACAGGUGCCACCAGGCCUCAGAGCGCAUGGAGCUGGAUGAAUGCAGCUGCCAUCGUGGCAGCUCCUCCAACUUCUCCUUCGAUAGCGGUGACCAGGAGUGGAACCAGAAUGCGGGUGAACCGCUGAGGAACCAGGAUGCCCUGCACAGGACAUGCAGUUGUUCCAGCUCAGAGAUCCAGCACUGUCGCUGCUACAGUUCAUCGAGUCAGUCUGAAGUGAUUGACCAACAGAUGGGCUACAUCAGUGACUCUUCUUGCAACAGUUCUGAUGGGGUCCUGGUGAACUUUAGUGCUCUCUACAACAAAAUGAAUGGUCAGUCUCAAUCCAACCUGAAUUCAGCUAACCUGUCCUGUGACUCUUCCUUCUGCAGCCACUCAGACACAGGAGCUUUUUACCUGGAUUUACAUUCAUCGCCCACUGAAUCCAAGAUGUCUUGCGAGUCGCAUAACCCAGAAAAUUCGGGGAAGGUGUGUGGGUGUCAACACUCCUCCUCACCUGUCCUUGAUGCUAACUGCAACUCCUACCAUCUCCACUGUGAGCCUUGCACGUCAGAGAGCUCAGACCUCACUGCUUGCUUCCAGAGCCAAGCACGGCUUGUUGUGGCUACUCAGAAUUACUACAAGUUAGUCACAUGUGACUUGUCUUCCCAGUCAUCCCCCAGCCCUGCGGGAUCUUCCAUAACUAGCUGCUCAGAAGACCAGACCAAGGCUAGCCCAGCCCAGCCCACAGAAUACUAUCUGUUCAGAAGGCCCGACCUGAGACAAGAAGAAGGCAAUGUAGAGUGCAGUGAAGAGGAGCCGAAGGGAGAAUCCAGCCAGAACAUGAUUGAGGGUCAGGUCUAUGUCAAUGUGUCACCACCGAACCUCAACACAAGCCGGCAGCGCUCCAGGAGCUACGAUCAGAACCUGGACAGGAGUCCUGGCAGCAGGCUCGGCUCCUUGGAGCGCAUGGUGAGCUGUCCAGUCAAGCUGAGUGAAAGCCCAGCCAUACCCCUUCAGAGCUCUCCCCCCAAGAGGGUGACGUCGUUUGCUGAACUGGCUAAAGGACGGAAAAAGAACGGCACCUCCCCACCGUUCCGCCCUAGUGGUGAUUCUUCCCUGGAGUUCUCUCCUAUCCCUGAAACUCAGCGGGAUUGCCCAACCUUCCUUGAAGAACGAGCUCGGCGCAGCCAGAGUCUUCCACCCAUGCCCUUCAUCCAUGGCCUGAACCGCAGCUGCGAGGGCUUCUGUUUGAAUCAUGCUUUUGGGGACAGCCAGGCUUUGUGUUCCACCAAGGACUCGGUCUCCAGUGAGAAGGUCCCCAGUGGGCAUGGGGCAGGUGAGCAAGCCUCUCUCUCCCUGCUGACGGAGGCAGAUGCCAGCUUCUUGGGUGGCUCUGCCAGUGGCCACGGACUAAAAGAUGUUAGAGCUCGAGCAGACGGUGGUGGUGCAGACAGCAAGCCUGUGGUGCGCUACAGCAAGGACCAGCGUCCCACAACUCUGCCCAUCCAGCCCUUUGUUUUUCAGCACCAUUUCAGCAAGCCACCCAAGGCACGUGCUCUGCACAGCCAUUUUGCCUCCAGCCUUUCCCAGCUCUACAGCUUGUCCAGCAGCCGGCCUGCCAGCCAGCAGAUCUCCAGUUCCCAGUCCUCGGCCUUGGCCAGCUCGGCGGAGCAGGCGGUGGCGGGGAGCCAAGGCCACGGCACGCUCGUGACCCAGCGCUCGGCGGACGGAGCCGCCUCGCGCGGCGAUGGGGGCGUCAAGAAGCCCGGCCCCGAAACAACCCGCCCGUCCCCACUGGGCAGUUACUCCCCCGUGCGAUGCAACGUGCCUUUCUUCCAAAGCGUGGACUCCUCUUCCUCGCCCACCGCAGAGAGAGCUGAAGACUGCCAGCCCCCCAGAAGCAGGUCCUGCCCCAUCUCUGCUAACCUGCUUCCCACGAGGUCGUCCCCUGCUGUCAGUGCCAUGCAGCCCUCCAAAGCCACCAAAUCUGACACCCUGAGGCAAAAGGAGAAUCCCAAGCUGAUUCCCAAGAAGGAGGCUCCACUAGAGCCAAGCCCACCACUCUCCGAAUACCGACUCCACAGUGGGUCCCUCCCACCCCUCUCAAUGGGUGGCAUGUCCAUGAGCAGAGUAGGAGGCCAUGCAGAUUCACACUGGAGAAGUGGCAGUGAGACCAGCAGCUCUGGUCCCCUGAGCAGCAUGGGAAUACGGCCUGUCAAUGGACAGUCUAUGAGGCAACUCCAGCUUACCUACAAUGACUUUUUCCCUGACUACUUCUCGCUAGCGGAGAAACCGCCUGCUGAGUUCUGCCUCUCCCCAGAUGGCAACACAGAGUCCAUCUCCAUCGACUUGCUGCAGAAGAAGGGUCUAGUGAAGGCUAUCAACACUGCUGUGGACCUGAUUGUGGCUCAUUUUGGAACCAGCAGGGAUCCAGGGGUGAAGGCCAAACUUGGGAACAGCUCUGUGAGCCCCAAUGUGGGGCAUCUCAUCCUGAAAUACCUGUGCCCCGCUGUCCGGGACAUUCUGAGUGAUGGGCUCAAGGCUUACGUCCUGGACAUGAUCAUUGGCCAGAGGAGGAAUAUUCCCUGGAGCGUGGUGGAGGCAUCCACCCAGCUAGGCCCCUCUACAAAGUUGCUGCAUAGCCUCUACAGCAAGAUCAGCCAGUACACAGAGCUCACCAACCACACCAUGAGGUUCAACGCGUUCAUCUUCGGCCUCCUCAAUAUCCGGUCCUUGGAGUUCUGGUUCAACCACCUUUAUAACCAUGAAGAUAUCAUCCUGGCACACUACCAGCCAGUGGGCUUCUUGUGCCUGUCUCACAGUGUAUGCCAGCCUCUUUUUGAGGAGCUCCUGCUCCUGCUCCAGCCUCUGUCCCUGCUGCCCUUCAACCUAGACCUCCUCUUUGAGCACCACCUGAUGCAGAUGGGCAAAGAGCAGCAGCAGCAAAAGGAGCUGCUGCGUGUGAAGCAGGACCUGCUGCUCUCCGUACACUCCACCCUGCAGCUGAUGCGGACCCGGGGCAGCAGUGAGGAUCCCGAUGGCUGCAGCACUGCCCCUGAAACAUGCCAAGGGGGUGCCAGGGAUGGUGACAUCUCACCAGGGCACAGCCCACAGCAAGCUGUGAGUGAGAAGAGGGUCAAGGGAGUGGGGGCCUCCUGUGGAGAAGGUGACAGAGAGGAAGAGCAGAGCAAGAUGCGAGAGAGCAUGUGGGAGGGGAAGAAGGACAAGCAGGCAGGCUGGUGGUACCAGCUCAUGCAGACCUCUCAGAUUUACAUCGAGAGCUCAGCUGAAGGCUCCAAGUUCAUCCGCUCUGAGAAGAAGAAGGCGGCUUUGAGUCCUGCGCCCAGGCCAGUGCAGACCCACAAGGCACCACCUCCCCGAGAAGGGGUGGUGGAGGGUGCAGAAGCUUGUCCCAUUGCUGAGGGCACCUUGGAGGAGAGGCCUAAGGCAGCCAGCAAGCCAAGUCCUGAAGCCGUGGAAGAUCCCGUGGAAAAGCCCCAGCAGGUCGUGGUCAGUGAAGAGGUGAAGGAACGAAGCUGGCCCUUCUGGAUGGGCAGCCCCCCAGACUCUGUGCUUACAGAGCUAAAGCGCAGCAAGGAGAAGGAGGCUCAGCAAAGAGUGGGAACAGCAGCAGCAGCAGCCCCCCAAGAGGACAGCAGCAACAGUGCAUCAGAGGGCAGCCAACCCAUCAAGUGGGGACACUUGUUUGGGUCCCGGAAGGUACAAAAAGAGCCCAGACAGCCAAACAGGUUGCCCUCUGGCUGGCUGAGCUUGGACAAGUCUGUGUUCCAGCUGGUGGCCCAGACAGUUGGGGCUAGCAUGUGGCGUGAAGCACCCCCAGAGCCAGACCCUCCCCAUCCAGAACCAUCUGAGGCACCUGCUGUGGCACAACCAGCUGGGGCCGUGUCUCCUCACCCCACCUGUGAGGUGAAAGCUCUUUGCCAUCACAUUGCCACUGAGGCAGGACAACUGAGCUUCAACAAAGGGGAUAUUCUGCAGGUCAUCUCCAAGGUGGAUGGUGACUGGCUGCAGUGCAGCCUUGGCUCUGAGAAGGGACUGGUGCCCAUCAUGUACGUCACCCACCCUGAGGACGAGGACUAUUGACACGUUUAGGAGGCCAAGCACAGUUCCCUGGGCUGCUGAGGCUCCUCUGGGCCAGUCUACCCUACCAGAGGAACAAACACAGCUUCUUGCUAGUUUCUUAUCUUUCCUGCCAUUACAGAAUACAGUAACCGUAGGUGGUUCCUUCUUGCUCCUCCUUGUGCAGCUGCCAAAGGCCAAAUUAGCCCCCGGGCUCUUCUGUGAGCUGCACCUCGUAUUGCCAGGCAUCGCCAUGCAUGCAGCCACACCAGGGACCGCCUGACUCCCCCCUCCGCCCCACACUGUCUCCAGCACCCACAGGCCAUGGACUUGUACAGUACAGAAACCCAAGCAGUCCCUGCCAGGGCAGCGCUGCCCCGCUGCCCAGCUGUUGGAUGCUGGGGGGUGCAGGAUGCUGGUCGUCCCCUCCCUGGGGGUGGCAGUGCAGUCUGCAGCCUCCAGCAUCCCUGGCACCCUCAGCUGCAGGGGUGAGAGCACCCUGCAUUGGCAGGGCCCCUGCGAGGCUGGGCUGAUGGCUUGUGUUUAUUGGGGCACUGCACGGUAGGCUCCCCCACACUGGAGCAUCCCUGUCCUAGUGUGCUCUAGUGGUUCCUGGUGGGCUCUACUGGGACAAGUGGCCUGGCAGUGCCACGCUGCAGGGCUCGGCUGUGAGUGGCCACAGCCAGGGGAGGGGGAUGGGGUAGGUGUGUGAGUGUGGAGCAAAGGGGUGUGUGGGGUUGUGAGGAAGGCACGGGGUUAUUCAGUGUUAUGUAGGUCCGGGAAGGGUAGUGCCACCCCGUGCAGAGAUGGGUGCUUUGGGGGGAGGCCCUGUGCCCUCCACACUGAGCAAGGAACCAGUGCCUGGGAAGCCCUGGGAUGCUCAGUGUGGGGGGGCGCUGGAGGGGAGGGAAUGAGGGCAGGGUCCCUGACUGGGCUAGGGAUUUGGGGGCAGUGCUCCCAGCAAGCAGACUGGGGGUGCUCCUGGAGGGAGCUGGGGAGCCGGGGGAGGGAGGGAGGGGCGGAGCUCCCUUUGGCACAGGGUUUCUGGUCUUGCUGAGCAGUUCUGUGGGGUGGGGGGGAUAAGUGUUGUGCACAAACACAAGGGGAUACUGGAGGUCCUGGGGUCCUUGGUAGAGGCAAUGCCAGUCAACCCCUUCCUUGCCAUGUUCAUGCCGCCUGCUGUAGUGGGGAUCUUCACCUGCCUGUCAGGUGGGGAACAGUGUUAAUGAAAGGCCAUGCCAGUAUUUGGUGCCAUGGCCGGCUUGACGCUGUUCACAGCAUCGUGCCUGGGCUGGCUUCACCAUGGCAAGGGGCCCUGGUCUUGCUGGGUUACCUCCUGCUUGUACAUCGCUUAGCGGAUGUUGCACCGUAUUUAAUUUGUAUUUCCCUGGUAGAAUGAGGUGUCUCGCCUUUAUUUAUUUCUUUAUUUAUGAUGCAUAUUAAUAAAAAAGGUGCUGAUUGA
This is a messenger RNA of Ficedula albicollis (Collared flycatcher), 6770 nucleotides long. RefSeq names its product RUN and SH3 domain containing 2 (gene RUSC2). The record is from RefSeq and is a predicted model, not a curated record. NCBI's taxonomy places the organism in Eukaryota, Metazoa, Chordata, Aves, Passeriformes, Muscicapidae. The transcript is spliced from 14 exons. Gene Ontology annotation, cellular component: cytoplasmic vesicle. Bases 698 to 5332 code for a protein of 1544 amino acids. Gene Ontology annotation, molecular function: protein binding.